GCGCUGGCCCGUCGCGGAGAGGACUGGAGGAUGGGCCGCUUGGCGCCGCGAUUGCUGCUCCUGUGUCUUUUCUGGGGCGCCUGGGAGCGCCUUCCGGGGGCCGACGCCGUCCGAAAGCGAGGACCAACCGUGACCGCUAAGGUUUUUUUUGAUAUACAGAUUGGUGACAGAAAUGCUGGAAGAAUUGUAAUCGGCUUAUUUGGAAAAGUAGUACCGAAGACAGUAGAAAACUUCAUUAAACUUGCAACUGGAGAGAAAGGAAUUGGUUAUAAAGGAAGCAAAUUUCAUCGCGUAAUCAAAGAUUUUAUGAUUCAAGGUGGUGACUUUACAGCUGGAGAUGGCACUGGAGGAAGAAGCAUCUACGGAGAUAGGUUUCCUGAUGAAAACUUCAAACUGAAGCACUAUGGCAUUGGUUGGGUCAGCAUGGCUAAUUCCGGCCCAGACACUAACGGCUCCCAGUUCUUCAUUGCUGUAACAAAGCCUGGCUGGUUAGAUGGAAAACAUGUAGUAUUUGGAAAAGUCAUUGAUGGAAUGUCCGUAGUACAUGAUAUUGAACUUCAGGCAACAGAUGACUAUGACCAGCCUCUUCAGGACUGUAUGAUCAUUAACAGUGGAAAAAUAGAUGUAAAAGAACCUUUUGUGGUUGAAGUAGAUGAUUGGAGAAGUUGACAGAAAUAGGAGCAACUGAGCUGCAAUCAUGUCUGGUUAUCAUUGUGUGAGGCUUCUAUCAGAAAAUACUUUGCAGCUGUACAACUUGACCUUGCAGGUAACAGAAAAUACGUGCGUAUUAAAUGAAGAAAUGCUAUGCUAUUGCCUUUCUAGGGUAAAACAUUUCAUAAGUGUUGAUUUAAAGAGAUUGACACGGAGAUGUUUUUACAGUAUAUACUACAAUUGUUUAUAGCCCCUUGUUCUUUGUUUAUUAGCAUUUGUCUUAUGAAUAUUUUUAAUGUCUUUGCAUAGUAAUUUUAAAACUGAACAAAAACCUUCCUAAUUCAACUGGCACUUCUUUAGCACAUAUUGUGUGGAUUUCCUAAUUUAUUAAUAUGAAAAUAGACAAGAAAGAAUUACUAUGUAAUUGAACAAAUUAUACUGACAUAACAAAUACCUUUCAACAAUACAUAGAUAUCAUUUAUUAAAAUACUUCAUUUCCAAUUUUGGUUUGAAUUUGUCAAAAUGCAAAAUAUGUCAUUAUUAUAGUUACAUAUUUUUAUAAUUUUAUCAUUUAAGUCUUGUUUACUUACCUUAUGUACAAAUAUUAAACUACCGGUGAAAACCACCUGUUUUAAGCAAUGCUCUAUUUUGUCAUGCAUAUUUUUUUACUAAUCCAGACCAAUUAGUUUUAAAAGAUGUAAAUAUAUUUUCAUUUUCUAUACCUAACACAAUAGUAAUAAUAUAAAUGAAGACAAGAGUAUCAUUUAUUGUCAUAAAUUAUUUUCCAUAUUUCUGCCCAUAUUCAUUACAGCUAACAAUAAGGAGAAAAACAUGAAUCUAUCACUAUUAAACCAAUUCAGAAUGAAAGGCUUGAUCAUAAAAGUCUAGACUUGUUUUAAGACAGUGGAAAAAUGUUGGGAUUGAACGAAACGGGGAAUUGAAUUUUAUUCAGCAUUGGAGAAAAUUCUCUCCUGGGUAACAGGCAAAUGGACUUCAAAAAAUGAAGGUAUUUUUAAGAAGUCUCUUCUUGACAGGUUCACAGUAUUUGGAGCCAAGGCAGGAAAGCUGCUUUGAAGAGGAUGUGAAUGUACUGUCUGCACCUGCUGUUGCCUCUCUGAGCAAUAAUAUCUACUGCUUGAUAAGGUUUGACAGUAUCGCUGACAGAGAAGAUGGAAAAUCCCCAAUGGCACAGGAAGUCAUUUUAACAUUGGUUAAAGUUCAUACCAGUGGCCAAUCUAACGCUGCCCCAAGAAUGAUCUGCCAGGACAACUGAGAGAUACGAAAACACCUUUGACUGCAACUGUAUUCGAAGGGGAUAACCAGAACAUGCUCUGCUAUGCCAACUACCCAUUGGCACAGAGUAAUAAUUGCUAUACUAGACAUGAAUCCCCCAUGUUAAACAGUGUAGUAUGUUACAGGUCCAUCCUCAAUAUUACCCAGCUACGGCACAAAUACUCAAAACUGACAAAGUGGUGGAUGGACAUAUGACCAACAAAUUAGCAUUUUUAGAGACGUGCAUUAUUUCACUGUGUUUUUGGUUUUAUUCUGAAUUUCACAUGUUGAGAAACAAUGUUCAUUUGCACAGUUGAUAGUAUAGACAAACCUUUGGGGAUGAAAUUAAAAUUGACAGAUUUUUAACAUACAUUUGGGCAGAAGCAUUAUUUUCAUUUUUUUCCUCUGGUCUGCUAAUGGUUUCUUAUUCUUAAAUUAUGUUAAUGUAUAUUGGUAUAGUUUUGAGUACAUUUUUUAUGUGCUUCCAUCUCAAACUUUCGGAAAAUUGCUCAAUUUUUAGCACAUAAAAUUAGGGGAAAUUCCAGGAGCUGUAAAAAGGAUAGUGAAGUUGAACUGCCCUUGGACUGGCUAAUUAUUUUUAUUAAUCAUGUUCAUUAUUAUUUCUAUUACAAAAGGUUAGACAUUAAAUUUUCAAAAUGAUAUUAAGCAUAGGCUAAUAAAAGCAUUGCACUUGAGUUUAUCACAUAAAUUAAAACUGAACCAAACUGCUAGAAUAUACCCAUCUCUAUUCCUAAAAUAAUACUCAUGUGAUAUAACAUCAGAAAUACUGAUACACUGAGCUUAUAUUGCAUCUCCAGUUUUGGUAGUUAUUUUUUAACUUACAUUUGUAGUCAUACAUGCUAUUAUAUUUUAUGUAUCCGCUGCCAGCAGUGGAUACAAUGCUGAGACAAAAGAAUUAGGAUAAUGAUUUAUCACCGACACAAAAAUUAUAAAUACAUGAUGAAAGUUAGUGUAAUUUGGCAUUUGUCAGCUGUUUUAAAAUUUAAGUAUUCAGAGUUUAGUAUACAGGCUCAACCGAGUAGCAUUUUCCCCCCAUUCAUAAUCUUGAAAAGCAGCCAUUUUUAG
Molecule: messenger RNA, 3009 nt
Organism: Pseudonaja textilis
Lineage: Eukaryota; Metazoa; Chordata; Lepidosauria; Squamata; Elapidae
Gene: PPIC
Product: peptidylprolyl isomerase C
Biological process (GO): protein peptidyl-prolyl isomerization; protein folding
Cellular component (GO): intracellular membrane-bounded organelle; cytoplasm
Molecular function (GO): peptidyl-prolyl cis-trans isomerase activity; cyclosporin A binding
Source: RefSeq, a predicted model, not a curated record